AUGUGGAGGAGGAACAGCGCAGCCCCGGUGCUGGUGCUGGUGCUGGCGGCGUGGGCGGCGCUGCGUGCCGCGGCUGCUCAGCCGGGAGAGCAGCUGGUGCGGCGCAAGAGGAUCGUCGGCGGAGACCCCGCCCCGCAGCCGCCCGCCGACGACCCGGCGGUCGUCAUCUACCGCGGCGACGAGCAGGCCACGCUGCGGGGCGUGCGCGAGGGCCCCUACUACGCCUUCAGGGGCAUCCGCUUCGCCGAGCCCCCCGUCGGCAGGUUAAGGCUUCAGAGACCUCGAAGAGCUUUUCUUUCUGGUACAUACAGUGCCACAAAGCCACCUCCGCCAUGCCCUCAACCAGAUCCUAGAGGAACAGGUGGCAUUGUUGGAAGUGAAGAUUGUCUAUUCCUGAAUGUCUUCACACCAAAACUUCCAGAUGGAAGUAGUGGUUUACCAGUGCUGUUUUGGAUUCACGGUGGUGGUUACCGUCGUGGCUCAGCAUCUCAAUAUGGAGUUACACCACUAUUGAAUAAAAAUGUAGUAGUUGUUACUAUACAAUAUCGCCUUGGAACAUUGGGUUUUCUGAGUGGUGCAUCUAAAGAACUCCCAGGAAAUGUUGGACUUUUUGAUAUGUCUUUGGCUCUUGAUUGGGUUCGUGAUUACAUCAAGUUCUUUGGAGGAAAUCCAGAUCUUAUUAAAGCAUGUGGGCAAGGCACUGGAGCUAGCAGUGCAAUACUAUUGUCACUGUCCAAGAUAUCACAAGGGUUUCUGGGUGGCAUCAUAGCUCUAAGUGGGACAGCAUUGUCAGCUUUUGCAGUUGAUAAUGAUCCUCUGGGAACAGCUAGAGAUUUAGCUACAAAAAAUGGCUGCCCGGUAUCCCCCAUGCUUGCAAUGGUACGAUGUUUACAAGAACUUCCUGUGGAAUCACUGAUAAAGGCUGAUUCAAACCUUCAGGAUGCUAGACUUUUAGCAAAGGGACUUAUUGCUGGUUUAAAAGGAUUACUUGGGCCUGCUCCUGUUGUUGAUGGUGCACAUGACAACCGGUUUAUUCCCAGUUUCCUUCAGGAUGAACCACUUAAUAUUCUCAAGUCUGGAAAAUUUCCAAAAAUACCACUGCUGACUGGAAUUACAAAAGAUGAAACAUCGACUGCUAUACUAGGUGAUUACCAGAAUGAUAUUUUGGGAAAGUUAUCAACAAUUCCUAAUUAUGCAAACCAGAUAGUUGAUGGCCUUGGAGCCUCCAUAACAUCAGUUACCAAUGCUACAAAGCAGCUGACAUCAAUUUCCUCAAUUUAUUUCAAUUCUGGUGUUCUUACAAAUCCGGAAAAAAUUAUUAACAAAUUAAUAGAGGCAACUGGGGAUGCACUAUUUAGUCUCCCAGCUUUUGAGACUUCACAACUGUGGUCAGAUAAAUUUCCUACUUACCUGUACAGUUUUGAACACAAAGGGAAGCAGAAAGGUGGACCUGAGUUUCUCACUGGUCUUCCAUUAGUCCAACAGACACUGACACCAGCUCCCAAUGAAGGUAUUGGACAUGGAGAUGAUUUGCCCUUUUUGUUUGAUGCAUUGCCACUUGAUGGAAAUAAAAUACCUGGAACUAGUUUUAAACUUACGGAUCCUGAUGACCUUGCAGUGCAAGACCUGAUGACAUCAUACAUAGCAGAGUUUGCUAAAACUGGAGUCCCUGUCAAUGGUACUUCAGAUGGUAAAGGCACCUGGUUGCCGUUUAGUAGAUCAAACAACAACUAUCUGCAAAUAGCAAGAAACCCCAUGCCAGCUAAGGAUUUCCGUUUCUGUCAGCUGGCUGCCUGGGCUGGAAUAGCGGAACGUCUGCAAACAACAUCGUGCCAGGCUUUUAACGUCGCUAAGGAUCUUGCUGGCUCUAUUACAGAUGUCAAAAUAAUACCUGUUGCUGUUCCACUUAACACACACAUUUUACCUUUUGGAGGAUAGUUGGAAUUUCUCAAAUGACUCAUUCUCUCAUGGACAAAAUCAUAAGCAGUGCUUUAUGAAAUAACUUCACUUAAGCGAACUUUAAAGACCUGCUGAAGUGAUACCUUUGAUAUUACUGCUAGGUAAAUUUACCGUUAACUGUGAACUUCAUGUUGCAGUUGAUUUAAUAAUGAAACUUCAUUUCUUGUUAAAGUUUUAAUUUUAUUUUCUGUACUGAAGAAAAAUAUAUUUUCUUCUGUUAAGUAACUUUUUGAUAACUCCUCUCUGCACACUGAUAAUGCCGGUAUGCUGUUGUCAAAAGUGUUCACAAUAAUAAUAGCAUAUAAUUAUUUCUCUGCCAUUACUGAUUAAUUUUUAUAGUCAAGAAGGAAGAUAUUAAAUACGUUAUGUCUCCAAA
This is a messenger RNA of Schistocerca nitens (vagrant locust), 2335 nucleotides long. RefSeq names its product pyrethroid hydrolase Ces2a. NCBI's taxonomy places the organism in Eukaryota, Metazoa, Arthropoda, Insecta, Orthoptera, Acrididae. Bases 1 to 1938 code for a protein of 645 amino acids. The record is from RefSeq and is a predicted model, not a curated record. The transcript has 11 exons.